Symbiodinium necroappetens is the source of this 2268-nucleotide messenger RNA. The record is from the annotation of a GenBank genome assembly. NCBI's taxonomy places the organism in Eukaryota, Dinophyceae, Suessiales, Symbiodiniaceae.
AUGGCGGCAAGCCUCACCGCGGCAGCUCAUAGACUACGGCAAAAAGCAGCCUCAGCCCUUUACCGGCGCGGGUUGGCUCGGUAUCGCCUCGGAGAUCACAGGCGAUCUCGCCCGGACCUCGAAGCUGCACUGAGAUCGAUCAGCAACUGGCGCAUGAACCAGGAUGGAGCUUCUGAAGAUGCCCCAGGCAUGCAUGAUUUGGAGCGUCGGAUUCGGCAUUACUUGAUCGACAUUCGCCGCACCCUCGAGCUCGAGAAAGCGAACUGCCAGAAAAUCUUUCUUAGGAAAGACAGCGAGAAACGACUUUACGAUGAUCGGCCUGAUCGGCAAGAGGAGCAGGAGACAGUGGAGGUAGACGACUCUGACGAAGCCAUUGAGGCCAAGCUACGUGCCCUCCGCGGUGGUGGGGGCUGGUGCUGCUGCGGGUACCGCACCUUGGGCCAUUGGGUCAAAGACUUCCCACGAAGAACUGAGUUCAAAAGCGGUCCAGCAAGCAUCACGCAGCGCACCCACCAACAACAACGUUUAACCGCCUCAUGGAAGAUGCCGUCGAGCGGCGAGCAGCCAGAGCUUAUCUUGAAGGGAGGUCAGCAGACCGUGUCGCAGACCUUCUAUAGCGGCGAGGUGCUCUUUCUGGGCAAAGGUUUUGCCUGGAUCAAGCUGCUUGAUGCACCUGGUGACGAGGUGCCGGAAUCCGUACUCGAGCAGCUCCGAGAGAUGACAGCAGCUGUCAAGAAGAAGUCGCGGACGCAGCUGCGGCACAGGAAGGCGAAAAUCGACGAAACUGUCGAGUAUGUGGUCUACGUCAGCGCGUUAGACCUGUCAGAUACACGGCCACUUCGUUUGGGGGCACAGGUCAAGAUGAGGCUCUACUCAGACACGCGCGGCGUCGGCGGUGAGGAUGUGGAGGUCACGGCUGAACCGGAGCUCCCAUCUCAGGUGGAAGAGCCGGAGGCUCCUCCAGAAGAGGAUGCUGAGGCUCAGGACCACAAACCGCGGUACAUGCGGAGCUUCGAGACCAAGGUCGCUGAGGAAGAGCGCCAGGUCCUGGACGGCAGCUACGAAGGAGAGGUCGUGCGUCGCGCAAAGACAUAUGCCUGGAUUCGGCCCGUUUCUUCUGAGAAGCUUCCCGAGCACGUCCGCCUCAAACUCAAGGAGAUGUGUGACGGGUUCCGGAGAAAGGCAGAGGACGGCGGCCGUGGAAAGCCCUUUUGUGGAGGGAUUGAAGAUGACGUUGUGUAUGUUGCCAAUCCCGAUCUUUCAACGAAGGGCAGUAUCCUCAGUGUCGGCAUGAAGGUUGGCUUCAAGCUGUACAUGGACAAGAAGGGUGUGGGGGGGUACGAUGUGACUGCCAGCGAGGAGCACAUCGAAAAGAUGUUGGAGGCGAUACGCAAGAAUUUCGAGACCCAGGAGGGCCGGAAGAAGUCGCUGCAGCUGCGCGAUGCUUUUGGCGAGGGCCCGGACAGUUUCAAGGACGUUCUUUGGGUGGGGGAAUGCACACAUUCCUUCUCCUUGGCUGCAGGCCGGCUGGCUGGUGUCAUACCAUUUGCGGAUGAGGCGAGCCAUCCCUUCAGCUUGAACAAGGCAUGCUGGUGCUCAACGGAACUGAGAUGGCCAAGAACGCUCGAGAAAAAACUCGAGCUGGACCUAGUGGAGAACAUCAAGCUGCUGCGAUCGAAGGAAGUUUGGUGCGCAGAUGAUAUCAAUGGAGUGAAACUGAAACAGACUUUGGAGAAGGCGAAGUGUCCGCACAGCAGCUUCGACACCAUCUUCUGGAUGAUGCCCUAUGUUCCGGAUAGACAAUGGCGUCCGCCUGCUAGUAUUUCUCAGAUGAUGUACUACUACAUCCAGGCCUUCCUGGAGAGUGCUGCCCAUGUGUGCAAGGAGGACGGCCAGCUGGUUGUUGUUGUGACGUCAGCUCAGUGCUUGAGCUGGAACCUGUACAACUGCAAGCCAAAAUGGCAGGAACGAGAGCUGCAACCGGAGGUGUGGUGGUUUGACGUGGCCCCGUUUGAAAAGCACGGCUACCAAUCCCGGUUUGGCGAUGGCCGCGAUCGGUACGUAGACCAUCCCGUUUUUCACAGGCUCUGCGACACAGUGGCUGUGUGCUGGAGGAUGAAUUCGUCUGCAUCCGCGCCUGGCGAGGAUGAAGCAGAAGUCCGUGGCGUUACAGAAGAUGACAUCAUGGAACGCAAGAAGCUCCUGGAAGAUGUUGGCAAAGAUCCCAGCGAGGAGAACACUGCUGCGGCUGAGGUUGAGGGGAAGUAA